Rhopalosiphum padi (bird cherry-oat aphid) is the source of this 2878-nucleotide messenger RNA. RefSeq lists its product as uncharacterized. Lineage: Eukaryota; Metazoa; Arthropoda; Insecta; Hemiptera; Aphididae. The transcript has 4 exons. The coding region runs from base 338 to 1516 and encodes 392 amino acids. The record is from RefSeq and is a predicted model, not a curated record.
AGCGAUUGCUGCAGCCGCGGUUGGCGCUGUUUUCUCGUUUGUAUUGUCAGUUAGUUUCAUAGAAAAGAUUAUUAAGUUAUUACUACUGCCUGCUGGCUGCUACUAAUUAGUAAUUUCAUAAAUACAUAGUUAGUCUUACUGCGUAGGUACGAUAUAAUACAUUGUGAUUUGCGUUUGUCAUUUUUGUUCAAAGAAUUAAGUAGUUUUCCGUAUCGCGGUAUCGACUUGGUUAGAUCGCGAUUUUCUAUAAGCGACACUAUAAUCAGAAGUCAAAUAUUUAUUCGAGUCAUUUGUUUUAUUCCUCUGAGAUUGUUUUGUUAACCGCUAACGAUUCGAUAUGGAUCCAGAAAAAUUAAUGGACGAGAUACGGUCCUUAAACCAGAGAUUAGAUGCUAUGACCAAGACACUAAGCACGUUGGACCAAAAGAUAGACAAUAUCGCUAUAUCACAACGGAUUGGAGAUGAAACAAUGAGAAAAUCUGCUAAUUCCAUUACUAUUAUCAUCAGGCUUUUGGCUGGUUUACGUAAGUUAUCCAGUACAGAGUUACGAAAUACCCUAAUCGAAUCAGAUGCUCUUUUAAAUACUGUUCAUCCUAUUCCUACUACUGCCCAAAAUGCUGAUCAAAUUCCUGUGACUAAUGAUCGGUUAAAAACCAUAUUAAAAGAGGUAUUUGAUGUACUCAAUUCGUUGCCGGCUGUUGAUGAAUCUUUAAAUCAAUCAACUUCUACAACAAUGUUAUUAUCCAAUAAUACUGCAAUUGAUAAAAUCAAAGAAGAACAGAAAAUACAGUUUUGGAGAAAAUACAAAAAUAAAUACAAUUAUAUUGAGAAAAUUAGGUGUAAGCUUCCUCCUUUAGAAGACCCUGCCGAAGAACCGGAUUCUCAUCAAAAUUCUAUAAUUAAUAUUGCUCAAAAUAAUGUAAGUGUCAUUGUACAAAAUGAUUUAAACGACAAUACACAAAAUGAUCUAAAUAACAUUGUACAAAAUGAUUUAAAUGAUAAUACACAAAUUGAUGUAAGCGACAGAACACUAAGUGAUGUAAAUGGCAAAUUUACUAUACAAGACAUUAUACAAAAUAAAGCUGUAUAUGAAAUUUUAAAAAGUAGGCUUAAAAAUUCACCAUAUGAUGACCCGUCAUUUUUCAAAAAUAAUGUUAGAGCCACUCAACUUAAUAUACAAUUGGCAAAUGGUGAUUCUGUUAUUAAACCAAUGAGUUGUGUAGCACCUCUAGUAGUACUAAAGAAGUUUGAUGAUAUGUGCCCACUUCCAGCUCAAAUUAUAAAAACAGUGGGCAAACAUUCUAAAAGUACUUCGAGCAGGGAUUCAAACAAAAUAAAAGUAAACAGUUCCAAUAGAAAUAAUACAUGUGUAAAAAUGAACAAAAGGGAAACUAGAGCUAAUACAGCUAAGGAUAAAACAAACAGUUCCACAACUAUUGUUGAAACUAGUUCUAAAAAGCGAAGAUUGGCAAACAAAAAUAGUAAAAAUGAACCAUCCAAAAGAAGAAGAAAUUAAAACUACAUACUAAUAUCCCAAUUAUGUCCAUUAAUAUUUGUAUAGUAUUAAUUCAUUUUUAGAUUGUUAAAAUUCAAAACCAAAUUUGUAUUCUUUAAGUAAUUCAAAAGAUGAAACAAGUGUAGUAAUAUUAUUUAUAUUAAAUUUUAUUAUUUAAACUACACUACUAAUCAAUGAAUUUCAUUAUUAUAUAAUAUUCAAUGGUUAUUUAAAUGUUUUUUCACUUAUUUUUUGUAUAAAAUCUUGAUUUCAUUAUAAUUAUUCAAUACGCUUAAUUUAUGUGAUACAAAUUUAUAUAUGAAUUUAAUAAAAUUAUGCAAGGCUAUACCUAUGGGAGGGGCUUAAAAGUUUACUCCAACAUUUUUCAGAUUAUUCAGAGAAAUUUAACAUAAUUUUUUUUUUUUAAUUUUUCCAUUCCCUCUAGAAAAUUUCUCCCGAGUAUAACCUUGUGAUUAUAUUAUUAUAUCUAAAGUACUAAGUUUCAACACGUUCAGACAUGUUGUAACUAAUGACAACUAUAACUAAUAGGUAAUAAACUUUUGUUUGUAUAACUUAAGUGAAAUGUAUAUUGUAUAGCUUAUAUCUACAUGUUUUGUGUGAAAAAAUGGAAAUAUAAAUUUUGAAUUGAAUGCAAUUUUAAGCAUUUUAAAUCCAUAAUGAUACUUCUUAUAAAUGUCAAACUAUGAUUUUUAUUGUGAACAAAGUAAAUUUUUAAUGUAUUUGCCAACUUCUAGCUUUGUUAAUAUGUUUUCAUUUUAUUUAUGCCCAUAUUUAUUUGUUACUUAUACUAAAUAAUAAUAUAUUACAUGUAUUUGUUCUGUAUGAUGAUUGUUAAUUUGGUAUAUUUUAAUAAUUAUUAGUUAUGUAAAUUAGUACUUGAAUUGUUGUUAUAAUAAAUAAAGUAUAAGAAAAUGUAAGGUGUCCAACCAAUAUUGGUUACAGAAAUUACAUUUGACUCUCUUGUGGUUAAUCUAAUCAACCAAGCUAUAGUUGAAGUUUGGGCCUUGUUUAAUAUACAUUUUUUUGUUUUUAUUUAUAAUUGAUAUUUCUACAAAACAACAGUGCAUUUUUUUCUCAAUAAAGUACCUGAUAUGCACUGUGCUAUAAAAAUCUUAUUUUUAAUUUUUAGUUUGAAUAGGUAAUGUAAUUAUUUUAAAUAUUUAAAUUGUACAAAAUAUAAAAGGAAAUAAGUCAAUUUAAAUUAUCUGAGUAUUUAAUUUUUUUUGUACUUUCUUGAUUAAAAUUAUUUGUGAGCAAUUAUUAUUAUAAAGUAUCAUUGUCCUUAUUAUACUACAAUUUUUAUUUAUUAAUUCUAUUUGUCUGCAAUGUUAUUUUUUAUUACACAAAAAAAAAUCCUAAAAA